UGCACCGCGUCGCAUUCCAUGCGCACCAACAACAAAGACAACAACAGGCCAACAACAACGGAAACGGCAAGCCACCAGCCAUCCAACCAGCCAACCACGCUCAUAGGCGAUCGAAGAUAUCAUCAGCCAGCAAAGAACGGGAGCACCUUCACCUUAUUUGUUUGACCUUGGCCAAACAGGUAGAAGAAAGGGAGGCGGCGUGUUGUGCUCGUACUUGUUCUGCGCUGUUGUUGAAGUUUGUGAGGUUGUGACGUCUCAGCCUUGGAGCCAUACACAGCAACACCGACCACACAGCAACGCCGACCACACACACACGCACUCAGACGCCCAAGCGUUGGAAGAACAGCUAGAACAGCUGCAUUACGGCCGGCCAAGAAACAGUGCCAGCACCAGAACCUUGCACCACCAACAACACCAGCAGGCAGAACGUCGCAGCCGAGUAGCAGUGGUGGCAGACAGCUACAGCUGACCAUGCGGUCGGACUGUGAUGAUCCGCCUGCGCGCGUGACCCGGCGCACGAGUCACGAAGCAGCAGUCACAACAACAGCAACACGAACAGCUGCUGCUCCCACAGCUGGAGGUGAGCGGCGGGAGAGCGGCGAUACCCGUGCACGUUCAAACAACAUUCCCAGCCGCAACCGCAACCACAGCAACCAGAACAAGCAGCACACCAUGGAAACUGCAGAUGGGGGCGGGAAGGUGCGACGGUCCAGCUCCCAGGACAAGCUCUGCACCAAGUCUGCAAGCAACAUCUCAGGGCAAUCCAUGUCCACAGACACGUCCUCAGAAACAGUUCAAUCAUCGUCAGAUGCAGCAUCAGGCACCACCUCGCAUGCAGCACCGUCAUCGUGUGCCUCUACCCUCGCCCAGACCGGCGCAGCUCAUGUGCCUGCGCCCACAUCAUCGCACACGGGCAGCAGGGACAGCAGAGACAGCAGUGCUGCUCUGACGUCGAUGGGGACCGCGUCAAAGCUCUUGCUGGAGCAGUCUGGCGACCAGCUGCUCACUGCAGAGUCAGCAGAUUUGCUGACAUCAAGCACCUCAUCGACGAGUGGACGGCGAAACGUGUUCCGGGCGGGCCAGCUCGGCGCCAUCCGCCUCUCCCUCAUGAUCAACCCGACGUCGCGUGAGCUCCUUGUCACCGUCAUUGAGGGGCGCGACUUCCCCAUGCUUGGAUCAGAUCUUCCAGACAGCCACGUGCGCGUGAGUCUGUGCUCGGACCAGUCCAAGUCGGGGCGGCGGCGCACGCGCACCGCCAAGCGCACGCGCGCGCCAUCAUGGGACGAGACGCUUGCUCCGCUCAAGAUUGCGCGCGAAAGCGUCAGCGAUGAGAUGCUGCGGAUUCAGGUGUAUUUUGAGAGCAGCACCUCGCUUGCUGGCGAGACCUACUUGCCUCUCGAUCGUGCACUCCGCGCUUUCCCCGAAAACCUCAAUGACUGGUUCAUCUUGCAGCCGGCCCACAGCAGCAGGCGCAGGUCUGGGCCGAAAUGGCUGAAGCGCGGUGGCGAAACAAGCGAUAUGGACAGCAGUGCACCCUUCAUUUCUUUUCUCAACGCCAGGCUGGCCGCUCUCAAGGACUCGCCACUCGACACGGAAGCGAAGCGGUAUUUCGGGUACCGAACCAAAUACUGGGCAGAAGUCAUCCCAGAGAUGUCGGCGGCUCAAGGCAACGACGAGAAACUGGCAAACGCCAUGUGGGAGCUCUUCACAACAGAGACGGCCCACUUGUCUGUGCUCUCUGUUCUCAACAACCCAUUCCACCGCAUGCUCCAGGAAGUCAAACAGAACAAGACGGACACGCGCGUCAAAUACGUCUUGAAGGACUGCAAGCUGGACAAGAUAUUUGGCAGCGUGCACGAGCUCAUGGAAAUCAGCCUCUCCUUUGUCAAGGCACUCGAGUCCAUCUUUGUCAACCGCGCUGCAAACGUGCGCGAAAUGACUGCAGCAACAGUGCCAUCAUCACCACGCAAAUCCAGCCGCAGCCGCGGCAAUGCCGGUGAUGAUGAUGAUGACGACGGCGAUGAGGAUGAAGAUCAGCAGACGCAGCAGCGUGUUGUCGAUUCACUGCUGGAUGUUGGCGCUGUCGUUGACGCAUUUGCCGCCUUGCAAGAGCGCCUCCUGGAACCAGAAAUGAAAUAUCGCUUGCAGCACGACCGCGCCCGCCGCUACAUCAAGCGAACGCUGGCUGAUGAGCCUGACGGGGCGUUUGCGCUCUACAUGCAGUGGUGUCAGGAGGACACGCGCUGUGGCCGCCAUUCGCUUGCAGAUUUGCUGACUCAGCCGUUGCAGCGGCUUACCCGCUACCCGCUGCUCCUCAAGGCCAUCCUCAAGCACACGCCAGAGGACAGUCCAAACAGGGAGCGCUUGGAGGAUCAAAUUGCGUACUUGGCGACGGCAAUCGACGAGCACGACCGCAGAAUGCGUUUGCAGGACAAUUCAAACAAGUUGCGCAAGCUGCAGAACAACCUUAUCUGGCCAUCAGCCAUGGAGACGUCCGCAAAUGCGUUUGUGUCGCCAGUGCACACGGCGUAUCUUGGCACGCGAAAGCCGAUUGACCUGCGCACGCAACUGCACCGCUAUGAGGAGCAGUCAGGCAUGACCGAUGUGAUCCGGGACCAUGUGUGCGAUGGCUGGCUAACCACGAUGACACGCGCGGGGAAGGAAGCAGAGCAAAUUUACGUCGCCAUUGUGGGGCAACUCAUGCUCAUGGCAAAGCCGUAUCAACAGGCGGCUCAAAGUAACGGCGGAAUGAGGCGAACCAUCUCAGAGGACAAACCGACUCUGCCGGUGUCUGCACACCGGGAUUCGUCGGAUGAGGAUGACGAUGAUGAUGACGGGCUGUUGCAAGUGGAGGCUGCACAUCACCUGUGCGAGGUUGUGGUGUUGGACGUGGAGGACCAGACGGCGCUCGUGAAGAACUGCUUCACGCUUGUUGUCAUGGGCCCAUUCGGCACCCCUGCUUCCCUCCUCACACUCAAGGCAGAGUCCGCAUACGACAAGACGGAAUGGCUCAAACACCUCAGGAACGGGAUUGACACGACAGAUCAUCUUCGUUCGGCUGUUCGGAAGCCAAGCCACUCGUUCUUCGUCUCUCGUGAUUCCACCUCGACCUUGGGCUCGGACAUGUCCUCACGACGGGAAUCGACGUGGGCGGCUGGGCUGCGCGCCCUGCGCUCUCCAAUGGAACGCGCAGCGAGCCGCGAUGUGUUUGCGCGUCGGCGGAUCAGCGAUGCAUAUGAUGAGGUGGGACCAGACCUCCCUCCAGAGGCAUACGCGUACGAUGACGCCCCUCAGCACGUUCACCACCAGCACCAUCACCACCACGGCCAUCACCACCACGGCCACCACCAGCCGCGGCGUGCAGACCGGAAAUCGUCACGUCGAUCGCACACAUCACCGCUGUCGUCCACCAACUCGUCCGUGCGUGGCAGCCAGCGCAGCCGCACCGCAUCUGCACGCUCCAGCCGCUCACAGCGCAUAUCGGAGCGCGCAAACCGACUCAGCCAGACUGGCGGGCACAUUACAUCGCGUGAUCUUGAGGAGUCGGGUGACCUCGUUGUGCCGCUUCGCCGCGGCGCUGGUCUGAUGCGUCGGCGAGGGCGCGGUCGCCUCAGCGAUGGCUCGGAUCGCGUGUCCAUGGCGCACAUCUCUGCCGAGCUCACGGGCGCCGCUGAUUCCGGUGGCUCCUCCUACUCCAUUCUGCACGAGGAGGACAGGCAGCGCGACAGCAGCGUGCUUGCAGGCAACGGUGGUAUUGUGGCGGGCGUUUCCGACGCCGACGGAGGCAUGGCCAGCCAGAGCCCGUCUGCCUCACAUGCGCGCGUGGGUGCACGCGGAUCCAUGUCAGUUCGAUCAGCAGACGCGGCAUUGAGCCUGUCCUCGCCUUCAUCGGCAACAGCACUUGGACGUCAGCGCAACAGCCAGCAGCAGCAGCAGCAGCAUGAGGUUGCCGGCACGACGGCAGUAGGCGCAUACACAGACGACCGUGCCGGUGUUGAUGCAGGGCGCCCCCGCUUGCUCAAACGCCCCAGCUCUGCAGAUGCGCUGCGAACAGCGCGGAGCAGUCAGAGUACGCUGGCAUCGACAGCAACGAGCACCCGCCACGGCAGCACGGAUGUGGCGGAGGGCGGCACGUGCGGUGAGGAAAGUGACACGGUGCACACGCCGCAGCCACCGUUGGGCUCUGCGUCACAAACGGCGGUGAUGGGCGCGGGCUCACGCGGUGACAUCUUCUUCGCCGAGGACGAUGACAUGUGCGGGAAUGGUGCUACUGCUGGUGGUGUUGAUGACCACGAUGCAGCAGCGGACGCAGGCAACGUUACCGAGCAGCGUGACGAUGAAGCGGAGGAAGCUGGCGAUGCUGGCCAUGGUGACAACAAACAAGCUCGCCUAUCGUCCAGCAACAACCAGCAGCACCAGCAGCAGCCCUCGGCGGUGCUGGUUUCGGAUGGGCCGAGUACACAGCAGCCUUGUGUUCCUCGCCAGGACUCCCCCGCGUCGUCAACGGCAUACGAUCAGCAGCCCGUCAUGCCCGCAAAGUCACACAUCAAUCGCCUGGUGUCUCGGUACCGCAAGCGGCUCUCCACCAACAUGGUUGACAAAGGUCGAGCACAGCAACAACAGCAACAGCAGCAGCAGCAACAGCCAGCAGGGCAUGGAUGCGCCCUCGGCGGGCAAAGCGUGUCUGUGCUCCCUUCACACGCGCACAUGUCUGCGAGCGGGCAGAACGCAGUGCCAGCGGCUGGCAGGGAUUCGGAGAGGAUGCUGGAUAUGGAAGUGGCUGCGGUGAUGGAGUCAUCGGCCUUCUCGGUCAAGCUGGCUGGGUCGCACGCCCUGAGGAAACACGGCCGUGCCAGUUCCCCCGUGGCAAGGCCGCGCAGCGCCACAUCACCGAACACCAUGCGCCACAACAGCGUUGGCUCCCACCGCUUCGGCAGCAGCAGUCGCAACGGCCCUGCUCUGCACGCGUCCAGGGCCACGGGUGCAGGCCACGGCAGCGGCAGUGCUGCUGUUGACAUGUCACGACAGCGAGUAUCGUCGCUGGGCAUGCGCAGCUCCCUCAAGACACGUGACUCCAUGCUGCUUGCCUUGGACGGCCACGAUAACAGCGGCACCCUUGUGUAGUUUGAUGGGUGUAUCAGCAUGUUGCUUGGUGCAUGAGCGAGAGAGUGUGAGUGAGCUAGUGUGUGUGUGUGUGAGUGAGUGUGAGUGAGUGAGUGUGUGUGAGUGAGUGAGUGUGAGUGAGUGAGUGUGUGUGAGUGAGUGAGUGACACUAUCGAGAGAGACACUGUCGAGAGAGAGAUAGCCCGUAGCCUGCCUUCUUGCCUUGUGUUCGUUUGUUCAGUCCUUCCUUCGUUUUCCUGCUUAUGCUUCCACAUGUUCAACGUUACAGUCCCUUUUUCGCUUCUUCGUUAUGUUACACAUCACGCACAUCACAUCCCAGCCUGACAGCGUGCAUGUGUGCUGGGGCUGUUGUCUUUGACGAAGACCCUAGAGUUUCUGUUGUUGCCUUCAGGCAGGCCCAGUUGCUUCGCAUCUUCGCAACGCGUCCACCACUUCUUUCCUUCUUCUUCUGUUAAGCUAUUCCGUGUCGUUGCUAUUUUGUGCAUGUGAUAGUAAAUUUUCGACAAGCGUCA
Molecule: messenger RNA, 5636 nt
Organism: Salpingoeca rosetta
Lineage: Eukaryota; Choanoflagellata; Craspedida; Salpingoecidae
Exons: 19
Coding region: 472-5124 (1550 amino acids)
Biological process (GO): Rho protein signal transduction
Molecular function (GO): guanyl-nucleotide exchange factor activity
Source: RefSeq, a predicted model, not a curated record